Molecule: messenger RNA, 2293 nt
Organism: Phalaenopsis equestris
Lineage: Eukaryota; Viridiplantae; Streptophyta; Magnoliopsida; Asparagales; Orchidaceae
Product: SRSF protein kinase 2-like
Exons: 4
Coding region: 247-1674 (475 amino acids)
Biological process (GO): regulation of mRNA processing; protein phosphorylation; spliceosomal complex assembly
Molecular function (GO): protein kinase activity; ATP binding
Source: RefSeq, a predicted model, not a curated record
UCCUUCCCGUCUUACCUAAGCUUGGCUUGUUGGUUCGCAUCCAGCCGCUCAUAUUCAAUCCCCAUCCACCGCUGCUUAAUCGGAGGGACGAAACUUCUUCUUCGUACGCGUCACAAUCCGCAUGAAAUCUGUCAACUACUCCGGCCAACCAACCCGAUGGCAGCAUCUCACCUAAAAAUAAAGUCCGAGAUUUUAGCCACGUGUCAUUUUCAGAUCGACUUAUAAGAUUGGGUCCACGUUAAGCAGAUGCGAUGCGAGGGAUCAUCAGAAAGCUCUUCGGGGAAAGUGCGAUUUCAUUUUUUUUUCGUCGUUUCACUUCUCCCACAUAGCAAAAGAAAGGAAGACUUCAACCAUAUUCAUCUUCCUCGUUCACGUCUGCGUAGCAUUUGCUGUGCGCGAGAAGAGAUGUCGUGCUCGUCUUCGUCGGGAUCGGAGGAGGACGAGGGUGUGGAUGCGUACAGGAAAGGAGGCUACCAUGCCGUGAGGCCGGGAGAUCACUUUAACGGAGGAAGGUACGUCGCUCAGAGGAAGCUUGGGUGGGGGAAUUUCUCCACAGUAUGGCUUGCCUACGAUACGAGAUGCAAGAAAUUUGUUGCUCUUAAAAUUCAAAAAAGCGCCUCAGACUUUUCACAAGCCGCUCUCCAUGAGAUUGAGAUUCUAACAGCUAUUGCUAAGGGUGAUCCAUUAAAUUGCAAAUGUGUUGUCCAAUUUAUUGACAAAUUCAAGCAUGUCGGUCCCAAUGGUCAACACCUAUGCAUGGUAUUUGAAUUUCUUGGAGAUAGCCUACUACGGCUAAUUCGUUAUAGUCGAUAUAAAGGAAUUGGAAUAAAAAAUGUGAAAGAUGUGUGUAGAUCCAUUUUAUGUGGCCUUGAUUAUUUGCACAGGGAGCUUGGAAUUAUCCAUUCUGAUUUGAAACCUGAAAAUAUUCUUCUUGUUUCCACCAUUGAUCCUUCAAAGGAUCCCAUACGUUCAGAAUUUACUCCAAUGCUAGAGAGGCCAGAAGGAAGCAUAAAUGGAAGUUCUGUUGUUAACAACAUUGAGAAGAGGCUCAAGGAGAGGGCUAAGAGGGCCAGAGUUCGAAUCUCAGAAAGAAGAUUUUCAAUGGAAGGUGUUGGGCAAGGGGGAGUGCAAAAGGAGAGGACUUUGGAGGGGAUUGAUCUAAGAUGCAAGAUUGUAGAUUUUGGUAGUGCAUGUUGGGUGGAUAAGAAAUUUGCAGGUGAAAUUCAAACAAGGCACUAUAGAGCUCCUGAGAUUAUUCUUGGGGCUGGAUACUCUUUUUCUGUUGAUCUAUGGUCUUUUGCUUGUAUUGCUUUUGAACUUGCCACUGGUGAUAUGUUGUUUUCACCUAAAACUGGAGAAGGAUUUACAGAAGACGAGGACCACUUGGCUUUGAUGAUGGAACUCCUUGGAAAGAUGCCUCGGAAGGUUGCCAUUACAGGAUCCCGAUCGAAGGACUACUUCGACAAAUAUGGAGAUUUGAAGCGGAUCCGAAGGUUGAAAUUCUGGCCCAUGAAUAGGCUUUUGGUCGAGAAAUACAAGUUUUCCGACCAUGACGCACGAGAGUUUUCAGAAUUCCUUCAACCACUCCUUGAUUUUGCUCCGGAGAAGCGGCCAACUGCAGGGCAAUGCCUACUGCACCCAUGGCUUUGCGGUGGAGAUCCAAACACGGGGUGAUUCUAGAAAAGCUGGUAAAGUUUAAAUGGUUGGAUGAAGAUUUUUUUGUUACAAAAAAGUUCUGAAUUGGCUUCCAUAAUGAUUUUGAGAGAAGGUAUGUAUCUUGAAAAUUCUUUUGAAGGAUUUAUGGAGUUUCGAAUAUUGUGGAAGAAGGUAGAAGAUAUUCUGACUUAUUGGCCAUUUUGAGAUGAAAGGAAGUGGCACUAUUUAAAGUACCUUCCAUUACAUUUUCUCUGCAAGAUCCAUAACCCCAUUAUGGAGUGAUUACAGCUUCUGUAAAUGGUUGAGCUUAGGAGGAUAAGCCAUAUCUGAGAAAUAUUUAUUCAUUUUGAGUGAUGAGUGAGUUGUGCUAUUUAUGACCUGUUCAUCCAUUGCAUGAUUAACUCCAGACUUUGAUUCCUUUUUUAUGAGGAUAUUCAGGCAUUAUUUGUAUAAAUAACACCAUUGAAGACCUCUGAUUGUCAUUGUAUUGAUUCUCCUUUCCAAGUGAAAUUUAAUUAUAUUAUACCCAUUUGCCCUGUUGUAAUUAUGUGUUUUGCUGAAGGUUUAACUCAUUGCCAUAGAUUAUCUAAUGGAUAUUACAUUUAUUUAAGCCCAAAUACCUAUGUAGCUCAAAAUG